Messenger RNA from Vicia faba (fava bean), 267 nucleotides. The record is from the annotation of a GenBank genome assembly. NCBI's taxonomy places the organism in Eukaryota, Viridiplantae, Streptophyta, Magnoliopsida, Fabales, Fabaceae.
AUGUUGCCAUCACACUCGAAUUCUUCCUCUCGUAUCGUCCUUGAGCGAUGCGAUUCUCAUCCCUCUGAUUUUGAUAUUACUCAUGAAUUCACACACAUGAAUAUGAAAUUUUUAAUGAAAUUUGAAGCUUACCUACCGGAGAACUCCGGUGGCCCUUCAACAUCGACAACAACAAGAGAUCUCAGUCGCUUCUUUGUUGCGUGGCUACUGAUAUGCUUCAUUGAUGACGAUGAGGAUUCGUCCUGCGAUGAAAAUGAUGAUUGUUGA